This is a messenger RNA of Aedes aegypti (yellow fever mosquito), 1283 nucleotides long. RefSeq names its product peptidoglycan-recognition protein LE (gene PGRP-LE). The transcript has 7 exons. Lineage: Eukaryota; Metazoa; Arthropoda; Insecta; Diptera; Culicidae. Gene Ontology annotation, biological process: peptidoglycan catabolic process. The coding region runs from base 95 to 1201 and encodes 368 amino acids. Gene Ontology annotation, molecular function: zinc ion binding; N-acetylmuramoyl-L-alanine amidase activity. The record is from RefSeq and is a predicted model, not a curated record.
AUGCGGUUUGCUGAUAGGUGCUCAGUCAGCCGCAGUUAACGUUCGCUGCUCAACAAAAGUGGAUCAAUGUGGGCAACUUCAAAAAGGCUACAAGAUGAAUCCCAAAGAUAAUGACGCUGGGCGGAAUGAUACUUCGAAUUUAUCGGAAGAAAAGUGCAAGCAAUGGGUAGAGAGUAGCGAAUUUUCGGCGAUAAGCGAUGACGUAUCCUCUCUUAGUGGACACAGCACGGAAUUCAACUCGACCGUAGCCGAUAGUGACGUUAACUCCAUCACCGGUGACAUCGGAAAUAUUAACAUCGGGAGAAUUAAUACAGGCAACGAAUUGAAGAUAGUGUCAAAUGGCGGACAAACCGAUAUAAAUCACACGGAAAUUCUGCAAACUGUAUUUCAAGGAAAUAGUACUCAAACAUUUGGUAAUAUACAGGUCGAAAAUUCGAAUAAAGUCCACAUAGGUAAUGUAACGUAUGUUACGGGUCCCAUACAUAUCAUACAUACCGGAGGGAAUAACCUCGGAUCCAUACAGCAGUUCAUAACAAAUGCUCCACCGGUUUCACUGCCUUCCAAUGGAACGACGACACCAGCAGUUUCCGAUACAACCAAUGGAAAAACGAAAGAGGAAACUGAACCACCCGAGGAAGUAGAACGAAAUCGGGACGAAAUAUUUGUUUCCAACGUCUCUAAAAAGAUGAACGCCAAUGUGCUGAGAAUAAUAGAUAGACGAUCAUGGUUGGCGCAACCUGCUCUGGAAUACCAGGACAUGAAAACUCCCGUUCCUUACGUAAUCAUAUCCCACACCGCCACAGAAUCAGCAGACACGCAAGCCGGAAUGGUUUACAUGGUGCGAAUGAUUCAGUGCUUCCACAUAGAGUCGAGGCGAUGGCACGACAUCGCCUACAACUUCCUAGUGGGCAAUGAUGGAAAUGUCUACGAGGGGCGUGGAUGGACAAGGGUGGGGGCACAUACUCAGGGCUACAACUCACGAGCAAUCGGCAUCAGCUUCGUGGGCUGUUUCAUGAACGAGAUUCCUGCGCAAAUAGCGCUCGAUGCAUGUCGGGCAUUGAUUGGAAGAGGUAUCGAACAAGGAUAUAUUCAACCCGACUACAAACUAUUAGCACACUGCCAGUGCAGUGCAACCGAAAGCCCAGGACGUAAGCUCUUCGAAAUAAUUAAGACGUGGCCUCACUGGACGGCAGAACCAUGACCAAGGAUGUUCUCAUAACGUAAAAUGCACUCUUCUACUUUUGGAUCAGUUCUAUUUGGAAUAAAUGUCCAUUAACGAUUAA